Messenger RNA from Sorex fumeus (smoky shrew), 1137 nucleotides. It is a transcript of the gene NBL1, whose product is annotated as NBL1, DAN family BMP antagonist. The transcript has 6 exons. The record is from RefSeq and is a predicted model, not a curated record. Gene Ontology annotation, biological process: animal organ morphogenesis. Bases 1 to 933 code for a protein of 310 amino acids. Gene Ontology annotation, molecular function: receptor ligand activity; BMP binding. Lineage: Eukaryota; Metazoa; Chordata; Mammalia; Eulipotyphla; Soricidae.
AUGAAGCCAAACUCCCCGGAGGUGCUGGCGAACGAGGCCAUCCGUAGCCCCGCGCGGGGAGGCGGCAGAGCAGACCCCGGCAGGCCCGGGUGCCCGGGCGCCCCUGGCUCGCGCCGUCGGAGCGCGGGGGCCCCCUCCUGCGCGCCCGCCCGCUCUUUCUUUCUCGCGGCCCUCCCUCCGCUGCCCCCGCCCUCGCUCCCUAUUUGGAGCGGAGACACCCCUGACGUCGGAGCCGCUCGGCCCGCCGCUCCCCCGCACCGCGCGCCCGCCCGGGGCCGCAGACGGCGCGAGCGCAGCCCAGCCCAGCCUGCCCCGCACCGGCUCCGCGCGCGCGAGCAAGAAACUGAGCCACUGGGGAGAGAGUGCAAAGGGCAAUUCCAGGCUCUGAAGGCCACGAUGCUUUGGGUCCUGGUGGGGGCAGUCCUCCCCGCCGUGCUGCUGGCAGCCCCACCACCCAUCAACAAGCUGGCGCUGUUCCCGGACAAGAGUGCCUGGUGCGAGGCCAAGAACAUCACCCAGAUCGUGGGCCACAGCGGCUGUGAGGCCAAGUCCAUCCAGAACAGGGCGUGCCUCGGACAGUGCUUCAGCUACAGCGUCCCCAACACCUUCCCGCAGUCUACAGAGUCCCUGGUGCAUUGCGACUCCUGCAUGCCGGCCCAGUCCAUGUGGGAGAUAGUGACCCUGGAGUGCCCAGGCCAUGACGAGGUGCCCCGCGUGGACAAGCUGGUGGAGAAGAUCUUGCACUGCAGCUGCCAGGCGUGUGGCAAGGAGCCAAGCGCCGAGGGCCUGAGCGUCUAUGUACAGGGCGAGGACGGGCCGGCCCCCCAGCCCGGCCCCCACCCUCACCCCCACCCCCACCUGGGGGAGCAGACCCCGGAGCCCGAGGACCCCCCGGGGCCCCCCCACACCGAGGAAGAGGGGGCUGAGGACUGAGGCCCCCAACUCUUCCCCCCCUCUUGUCCCCCUGUGGAAUGGUGGGCCUGCCCUCAGGGGGGAGGGAGGCGGAGAGGCCGACCCCCUCCCCGCUUGGCACGGGAUGGACUUGGAUUCAGGCUGGACUUGGAAUGCUGCCCUGUGGCCACGGGGGUCUGAAGGGAGGGGUUGGCACCAUGCGGCACAAUCUAAUAUAUUCAAGAG